This is a messenger RNA of Triplophysa dalaica, 5291 nucleotides long. RefSeq lists its product as uncharacterized. The transcript has 12 exons. The record is from RefSeq and is a predicted model, not a curated record. NCBI's taxonomy places the organism in Eukaryota, Metazoa, Chordata, Actinopteri, Cypriniformes, Nemacheilidae. The coding region runs from base 1 to 5169 and encodes 1722 amino acids.
AUGAUCUCGGACCAGAAGCGAGCUUCCCAGUUCAAUCCCUUGCUCUGGCCCCGGGGGGAUCACCUCUCACCCUCCCAGCUCACCGAGGUAGCCAAGUUGCAAGCAGAUUUUGUGGACGUGUUCUCGCCCCUACCCGGCCGCACCAACCUCAUCGAGCACCAUAUUGAGACUAAACCGGACGUGGUGAUUCGCAGCCGGCCCUAUAGAUUACCUGAACACAAGAAAAAAGUAGUUCAGGAAGAAUUAAAGGCAAUGCUCGAGAUGGGGAUAAUAGAAGAGUUCCACAGUGAUUGGGCGAGCCCGAUAGUUUUGGUCCCUAAAACCGACGGCUCGGUCCGUUUCUGUGUGGAUUAUAGAAGGGUGAAUGCUGUGUCGAAGUUCGAUGCAUAUCCGAUGCCACGGAUUGACGAGUUGCUGGAUCGACUUGGCUCGGCUCGUUUUUUUUCGACACUGGAUUUAACUAAAGGAUACUGGCAUAUCCCCUUAUCUCCCCUAUCCAAAGAGAAAACCGCCUUCACCACGCCGUUUGGAUUACACCAAUUUGUAACACUUCCGUUUGGCUUAUUCGGAGCUCCGGCCACCUUCCAGCGCCUCAUGGACCGCCUGCUGCGACCACAUGCGGGGUAUGCGGCGGCAUACCUAGACGAUAUUGUAAUCUACAGCAACGACUGGGAGCGGCAUAUGCAACAUCUGAGGGCGGUCCUGGGAUCGCUGAGAGGGGCCGGACUGACGGCUAACCCGAAGAAGUGUGCAAUUGGGCGGGUGGAAGUAAGGUAUCUGGGCUUCCACUUGGGUCAUGGUCAGACGGACGCGUCGGAUCGGGGCGUGGGGGCGGUUUUGUCCCAGGAGACGGGGGGUGAAGAACGGCCGGUGCUGUACCUCAGUCGGAAGCUCUCGAGGAGAGAGACGAAGUACAGCACAAUCGAAAAAGAGUGCCUGGCAAUCAGGUGGGCCAUACUCACCCUCCGCUAUUAUCUCCUGGGGCGCGAAUUCACGCUCCAUUCGGACCACGCUCCGCUCCAGUGGCUCCACCGCAUGAAAGAUACCAACGCGCGGAUCACCCGGUGGUAUCUGGCAUUACAACCAUUUAAGUUUAAGAAAAUGUACGCAUACCCCGUUUUUCGCCGACAAUUGGCAACAUCAUCACGACUCCUCAUGGCGCCAUCGCCAGAGGCAAAUCGCCUUGAAAAUGUUGAGUCUGGAAGGGCUAAACCGAAGGAGCAGGUGCUGGCAGAGGCCAGUUCUUUUGUCAGCUCAAAUGGUGGAGACCCCAGUGACCAGUUUUUAGUACUGGCUCACUGCAAACUUCAGUUUGGGAAGUACCAGGGUCAGAGAUUCAGAUGGCUCCUGGAAAACUCGCUGGGGUACGCAGUUUAUUUGGUACUCAGCAUUUCCAAUGAGACAGCGAACACAACCCCCCUGUCACAAAAUAAACAACUGUUCCUACAGUACACCUCUCAUAUUAGAGAGAUGGCAGAAGAAGUGGAGAAGUACGAGAGGAAGCAAGAAAUGCAAGCUGAAGCCCGGGCAGUUGGAGACCAGGGCUGCUUGAUGGUGGAGUUUGGUGACUUCCAGGGCCGGUCCAUGAAGGAUGUUUAUGAGGACCAGAGCAAGGAGGCCAAAGCCCUCAUCAGAUACCUGGUUAAGGCAGAUGCCAGGCCCAACACAAACAUGGCCAUUUUCAAAAGCUAUGUAGUGAAAAGACAGGCUUCUGCUGUGGGCAGCAGUGUACGUCAGCCUACACCUCCAUCUGCAACAUCCAGUGCUUCUGCACAACCACCCGCAGCCUCCACUGCGUCUGCAUCUCCGCUAAAAGCACUCCAAACUGGUGUAUCGCAGACUGCCAGUGUGAAAGCGCUGUUGGCACGUGGGAAACAUUUGUCUCCUUCACAGCUCGCCAGAAAACUCCUUUCACCAGUUAAAUCCUAUCCAUUACUGAAGGUCCCUUUACCUCCUCCAGCACCAGAACUCCCUGCCAAACAUUUGGCCCAAAGGCAGCUUUUCGUAACUGUAUUUAGUUUUAACAUUUUUGCUCCAGACACUUCCGUUCCCGCUGCUGAAGAUGAUGCGGAGCUGAUGUUUGCUGCAUCACAAUGUGAAGCACAACUAACUACAGACUGUGGUAGGCACAGACUGACAGCGGCAGGACUCUACCGUACUGUGCGCAAGGUCUUAGACAUCGACAGGUGGUAUGACCUUGACACUGAGUAUCUGGAGUGCAAAGGCUGCAAAAAGAAGUAUCCCGCCUGGUCUGAGGACAUCUUAGGACAGCUGGAUAUGGGCCACCGCAGUCAGUUUCCAGCUUUGCUGACAUACAGAUACUCAUGUGACAACAGGGUGCUGAGGAUGAUGAGGGAGAGGACACUGGGCAACAGUGUGACUCAGCUUUACAAGAAGCUGAUGGAACAACACAGUGAGGCAUGGACACAGCGUGUCCUGCAGUACCUUACUGCCUGUGAACCAUUCACAACGUCCUCCCUUGUGCAGCCUCCUGUGUUUGCUGAGCCUCCUCUCUUCCCUGCCCUACCUAAACCUAAGUGGCUGUUAGCUGUGUACGCCAGGGAUGUUUUGGGGCGACUGCACGAGGUCAAGGCCAAAAUUACUUCUAUCUUUGGUUGUGUUCUCAAGAUGGACUCCACAAAAAAGGUCACAAAGAAACUUGCCGGUGCUGCUUCAGGAACAGCUGCCUGGUGCACAAAUGUUGGGAAUGAGCAUGGUCAAGUCCUUGUAUCUGUUCUGACAGCCGCCGAGGGACAUGGACUGGACUCCAUGGCAGCUGGCCUCAUGAAACGCUACCGGGAGGCAGGAGAGGCUGCCCCAAAAGUGAUGUACGUGGACAGAGAUUGCUGCAGUCAGCACGGCCAGUCUUGGGUGAAGGUCAUGUUUUCAGAGUGGGAUGAGCUUGAAGUGCGCCUCGACAUCUGGCAUUUCAUGCGGCGAUUUGCUGCAGGUGUCACUACAGAGGCUCAUCCGCUUUACGGCAUCUUCAUGGCACGUCUAUCCACGUGCAUCUUUCAGUGGGAUCCAGAGGAUGUGGCUGCUCUUCAGCGUGCAAAGGUGGGUGAGCUGGCGGCAAAUAAGACUGGCCCCAUCUCAGAAAAGGUGGUCAGUGCUCGCAUUACCAGGAGAGAGUUGGCACUGCACUGCCGGAGGAGGACCAGGGGUGUGGAGGAGACCACCAGAUUGAUUGGAGCACUGAUCGAUCUGUUUGACAGUGCAGACGGGAAGGACACUCUGGGAGUUCCUCUGCUGGACCACGAACGGAUCCGGCAGAUUUGGAAAGAACAGCGGAAGCACGUGCAGUGUAUCCAAGUCCCAGAGAACUUUCCACUCUACAUGAGGAAGGGGACACUGAAGAAAGGUGGCGUGGAGCUCUGCUGCUACAGAUGUGCCCGUGGCUCUACAUCCUUGGAGUCAUUCCACCUUCACCUGAACCGAUUUAUUCCAGGAACCAGUGCCAGUGAUGCGCAUUUUCAGGCCUAUCUCCUCGAGGGCUUGAUGCGUUGGAAUGAUGACCGGAUGGAAGACGCCAUAAAAGGAGCAUCCUCCAUCCGGUCAUUUGGCAGUGCCAUGAAAGAGGCUGUGGAGCGGCUUAGCCUAACAGUCUUUGGGAAGCCCUGGGAUGAGCGCUAUCGCCCUCCUGGAGCAUAUACAGGUGAAUUGCUGGGAAUGGAGUAUCUUUACAGCCAGACUGGCAAAACACUGACUCCAGUGCUCCAGAACCCCGAAGAGGAAGACAGGCUGGUGGAGGAAGUCAAUGACCAGGACCUGCAAGAUGAGGGAUUUGGGGAAGAGAUAACGGAGGACAUCACAGUUCCAGUGCUGUAUGAGGAUGAACCCUGCCGUGAUCUCGUGAUCAGCCCCUCAUCUUUGCCUCUGCCUCGGUCUCCAACAUCACUGGCUGAGCCAUCCACAUCUUCUGGUGGAGAAGGACAGCAUCUUGCCCCUUUAGUGCUGUCGCAGCCACCUGACACUGGAAGCAGUCUCUCCACUGAAGCUCAGGGCGCAGUCAUUGGACCCGAUGGCAUCGCUGGUUGGGACAAGGUUCAGGAUUUGGCUGGUUACCUGGUGAGCCUUAGUGAGGCUCCUUACCUCACUGAUCUGCAGGUGACCGAAGCCAUUCAGCUAUGGACAGCUCUCCCUGACAUUGACAAACAGCGGGUCAACUAUCAGCCUCGACAUCAGCCUCAGCUGACACAUGGGCGCUUUAAGGCACCGAAGCGGUCAGGAGUCACACCGGGUGUGGAGAGUGUCAAACGGUGUCUGAUUGGACAUCCUGGGGGUCCAGCACAGUGGCCCAGCACCAGCCGCUUGGUUGAGGCCAUUUGUAUAAAGCUGUGUGCUUUACACAAGUCACCGACCAAGAAGUCCGGAGUUAGCAUCCCCAGGUGGUCUAAAAUCCUCUCAGAUUACCACCACAUCCGAGACCUGGUCCUCAACAGUCGCAGGCUGAUGGAUGAAACAAUGAUCCAGCUUUUUGAGCUAAACCAGAGGACACUCAUUCAGUGGUUUCAACGGCGGCAGAAGAAUCAGGAAAUGAGUGUCCUCGCUCAGGGACUGACUCCACCUGACCCAAUUGCUGUGGCUGAUAUGCAGCUUCCUCCGCCGAGGGAAAAAUUGAAUGAAGCGCCAUCGACAUCAGGUCCAAAGCAUAAAUUCAUCCUUCCGCCAAAUCGAGAAGGACAGGCUCCUCGUUUGCGACCAGGUCGACGGCCCGCUGCUGCUAACAGGGAGUGCCCCAUCGCAGCUGCCCCCACAGCAUCAGGAGAUGUGCAGCCCAUUUCUGCACCUGGGUCAUUGAUGGGCACACUAGUCCUUAACCCUGACAUGACUGUGUCAAUGGUGAUUCCGUCUUCUGGUGCAGGCACAGCUCUGCCUGCUCCUGUGUCUGCUGCUUCUGUGUCUGCUGCUCCUGCAUCCCGUUACACCCAAAGGAAUAGGCGCCGGCGGGCGCAAGAGAUGGAAAGUGGAGUUUGUAAGAGGAAGUAUCUGCGGGGGGUUAAUUUUAACAAGUGCAGCAAAUGUGGGCAGCCCAAAACUAAGGAGUUUGGACAUAGCCGGUAUGGUAGUGCCACAUUUUGCUUGCAUGCUUCAAAUGGCAAAUCUUUAGAAGAUUGGUUGGCAGAACAGCGCCAGCAAAAUAAACCCCAAACUCCACCUCCUCAAUAAGUUUCAACUUUCCUGUAUAUAUUUCAUGGGCCAACUCGUUCAUAUUGUCCUGUAUAUUUGUUGUGUAUAUCAAAGGCCCAAGCGUUCAUAUUCUUCUGUAUGUAAAUAUAUAAAUAUGUGUG